CGGCAGAGGCGGAUGCGGCGGCAUCGUGACGCGCAGAAGAAGACGCUUCCCGAUGCGUCAUUUCCGGUUUCGAGAAGAGCCACUGGACAACAACACAAAUGGAAGGAAAAAACAAUGUAGAUGAGCUGGACGCUCGCCUUCAACUGCUCGAGAAACGCGUUUAUGGCGAAAGAGGAGGAGGAAGAACCAAUAAACCAGUGAAGUGUGCUGAAUCACUCACAAGGAUCAGUGCUGCUCUGGCAAACACCGCAAACAAGAGAGAACGAGUCAAGAUCCUUCACAAGAAGAUUGAAGAUUUGCUGAAGUAUUUGGACCCCCAGUUCACAGACUUCAUUUGUGUGCCAGAUGCAAUGAAACUAGAGUUCAUUCUGGCAGAGGAGGAGUUUCUGCGAUCUCAGGCCACGUUACUGGAGCAGGUGCACAAUCUGCAGCCUCUUCUGGACAGCAGCCACAUCAAAGCGGUCCCAGAGCUGACCACUAAAGUGCAGCGAUUGUCACAGAUUCACAUUCAACAGCAGGACCAGAAUGAAGAGUUGUCUGCUGAAGUGAAGAAGCUGUUUGAAGAAUACAACAAAAUGAUGUUUCUCUUAUCGAAGCAGUUUUCACAGUGGGAUGAAACUCUUCGCAAGCUGGAAGGACCCAAGCAAGGCCAGCAGAUGGACUAAUGCUUAGAUUUGCAGAUAUGAUUAAUAAAACCGCACUGUCAUUCCUAAA
Messenger RNA from Carassius carassius (crucian carp), 714 nucleotides. RefSeq names its product dynactin 3 (p22) (gene dctn3). Bases 99 to 665 code for a protein of 188 amino acids. NCBI's taxonomy places the organism in Eukaryota, Metazoa, Chordata, Actinopteri, Cypriniformes, Cyprinidae. Gene Ontology annotation, cellular component: dynactin complex. The transcript is spliced from 7 exons. The record is from RefSeq and is a predicted model, not a curated record. Gene Ontology annotation, biological process: cytoskeleton-dependent cytokinesis.